UGCAGCUAUCAGUGCGCUAACAUGGCCGGACUGCGACCACUGACGCCGGAGCUCGCUGCAGUCGCCGUUUCGGAGUGUAAUGAGCAACAGACGGAGAGGGGGGAAUUUAUAGUCACGCUGCAGAUAUGGAUUGGCAAGUUGCCGUAUCUGAAAGCUCGCACGGAUGAGCGGCUACUUCUGGCAUUUCUGCGACGUUGCCGUUUCAGCGUGGAGGCAGCCAAGCGACGCAUAGACAACUACUAUUCCCUGCGCAAUGAUUUUCCCGAGGUGCUGCGCUCCAGGCAGGUUGAUGAGGCGCUCCUGCAGCAGUUUGAUCGUGGCAUCCACGUCAUACCCACACGGCCCGUCAGCCCACAAGGACCCCGCGUUAUUAUCUCACAGUUCUGCAAGAUCGAUCCAAAGCAAUCGAAUCCCCGCGAGGCGUUCAAGCUACUCUUCAUUCUGCUGGAGCUGCUCGCCUUGGAGUGCGAUAAUGCAUCUGUUUCGGGCAUAUUUUUUGUAGUUGAUGCACGGGACGUCACAAUGGAACAAAUGCUCCAAUACGAUCCAUUUCUGCUGAAGAAGACCUUUAUGCUAGUGGAUCAGUGUAUGCCUCUGCGGUUUGCAGAGAUUCACUUGGUGAACAUGAUAUCCUCAGGACAGAAAAUCUUUAAUUUCGUCACCUCAUUUCUGCCAGCCAAACUACCCUUUAAGUUCGUAGUGCAUAAGAAAUCGGAGGACUUGUACAAGCAUCUGCCGCCGGAGGCGAUGACCAUUGAGUAUGGCGGCAACAAUGGCUACCAGGCAGAGGCGCUGGACUACUGGCGCAGCAAGCUGCUGGAAUACAAGGAUUACCUUGCAGAGGACUCACAAUAUUGUACCAACGAGAAGCUGCGCGUGGGUCUGGCCAAUGCCUGGGCCAGUGGCGAGCUGAGCGGCACCAGCGGCUCCUUUCGCAAGCUGGAAGUGGACUGAAACCAGUUCUAAUACGUGCUUAUGUCUGCUUUAUUCAUAGUCUUUAAUUAAGUAGUUACUAAAGCUAAAAAAAUACUAAGCUAGUUCUAUAUAUUUUC
Molecule: messenger RNA, 1052 nt
Organism: Drosophila hydei
Lineage: Eukaryota; Metazoa; Arthropoda; Insecta; Diptera; Drosophilidae
Product: alpha-tocopherol transfer protein
Exons: 3
Coding region: 22-954 (310 amino acids)
Cellular component (GO): membrane
Molecular function (GO): phosphatidylinositol bisphosphate binding
Source: RefSeq, a predicted model, not a curated record